Exophiala xenobiotica is the source of this 1062-nucleotide messenger RNA. RefSeq lists its product as uncharacterized. Gene Ontology annotation, molecular function: oxidoreductase activity. The transcript has 2 exons. Bases 25 to 963 code for a protein of 312 amino acids. The record is from RefSeq and is a predicted model, not a curated record. NCBI's taxonomy places the organism in Eukaryota, Fungi, Ascomycota, Eurotiomycetes, Chaetothyriales, Herpotrichiellaceae.
CCUCUUUGUUGUUUGCUUGUGAGCAUGCUCUCGGCAGCUUUAACAAUGGCCUCAGCAGCAGUUCAUCAGCCCGGCGGCCACUCGACUUCCUUUGAGCCACUACAGACUCAAGUGAAAAGCACCUCUGUACCGCAGCAAGAGAAGCACCAUGUCCAGACUUCGCUGAACUACUACAAGGAUCCUGGAGACGGAAGCUCUCCGGCGCCAAGCUACGUUGGCAAGCCCGAGACAUAUGAAAGACCAGCCCAACCAUUGGACGUGACCAUUCGUGAUAUUCGUGGCGAACGGGAUAAUUAUACCCUCGACAAGAACGGAUUCCAGAUCUUCGUUCGGGAGAGCGUCGAGAAGGACUUCCUUGAUGACGAGCAGAUCAAAGCCCAGUACUACCCAGAGACUGAACAGUUGUUGAAGGAUGCGACCGGAGCCUCUCGUGUCUUUAUCUUCGACCAUACAAUUCGCCGUGCCCCGAAGGACCAGAGAGGUCCGACCACAACUGUCAAUCUUCGAGGACCUGUCAAUCGUGUCCACAUCGACCAGAGCUACAGCGCAGCUAAGGGCCGCGUGCCGCACCACCUACCUGAAGAAGCUGAUAGACUACUGUCAACCCGAUACCAGAUCAUCAACGUAUGGCGACCGAUCAAGAAGAUUUUGAAAGAUCCUCUCGCAGUCGCUGAUGCUCAUUCGGUUCCGGACUCGGACCUGGUUGGUGUUGGGCUCAUCUACCCUGAUAGACGAGGCGAGACCUACACGGUGCGGCCCAACCCGGAGCACAGGUGGUACUACCUGUACGGACAGACACCGGAGGAAGUAAUGCUGAUCAAGUGCUUUGACUCAAAGCUGGAUGGAAGGGCGAGAAGAGUUCCUCAUACUGCGUUUGUGAACCCGGACACGGUCAAUGAGUAUUCGCGCGAGAGUAUCGAAGUGAGAGCUUUGGUUUUUCAUGAGGAUGAACCUGCAGAGUGAAGUUAUGUUAGUCAUCAGGACAGCCAUGAUAUUGUUACCGUAUAUCGACCGACUCCGUUCACUGCAUCUUUAAUAAUACUCAAUGUUCAAAUGAUAAUA